Messenger RNA from Brassica napus (rape), 5689 nucleotides. RefSeq names its product IQ domain-containing protein IQM5-like. The record is from RefSeq and is a predicted model, not a curated record. Bases 3966 to 5486 code for a protein of 506 amino acids. Lineage: Eukaryota; Viridiplantae; Streptophyta; Magnoliopsida; Brassicales; Brassicaceae. The transcript has 8 exons.
ACCCGCGCGGUUGCGCGGAUCGAGAUCUAGUUCAGAUUAAAAUACACGUAAUUACGGUCUUACUUGUUGACCAAUGUCCGUUGCUUGGGUGGUGUUUUACUUGGUAAAUAAGCAUAAAGUUAAAACCCUUUUAUUACGCCUCCCAGUAGGCCUGAGACUUAUUAUCCGAGAUCCGGAUUCGAUCCGAAAUCCGCUCCGGAUCCGUUCCGGAAAUAGGAUAUUCGGGGUGCCCGGAUCCGAAUCUGGAUAGUAAAAUCUUGGAUCCGUGCAAACCGAAUCCGGAUCCGAAUAUCUUAAUUUUUAGGUCCGGAUAUCCGGAUCCGGAUUUGUAUUUUUAAAAUACAUUAAAUUUUUAAAUUUUAUUAAUAUUAAUAUUUGAUAUAUUAAUAUUUAUACAUGAAUUAAUCUUAUAAUAUUAUAUUUUAGUUUUUACAAUAUUAUAAACAUAUAUAAAUAUAUUUAUAAAUAUUUAAUUUAUGUAUUAUAUUAAAAAAAUAGUAAUUUUGUUAAAAAAAUUAUUUUUAAUUAUUUUGACGGAUCCGGAUCCGAAUCCGGAUAUCCGCGGAUAAUAAAAUAUCGAGACGGAUAUCCAAAACCGGAUAUUCGGAAACCACGAAUUCGGAUCCGGAUAUUAAAUCCACGGAUCCAGAUCCGGAUCCGUCCAAGGGCUACCUCCCAGUGCACAUGAUGAAGUCAAUUCUUACGUUUAUAAUAGUUGUGCCCAACCUAAAACUUCAUGUAUUUUGAAACAGAGGGAGUAUUGUUAUUCAAAACUAGCAUAUUCUAUUCAAAAUUGAGAAAUUGGUUUGUCGGUUAAAAUAUACAAUAUUUGCACAUAUAGUUUUAAGAUACUGUUUUGUAACUAAAAACAUUUGAUAGUAUUGAUACGAUAAAGAUUGAGGCUGCAAUUUUGGUUAGUUUAAGGCUGCGAUUUUGUUUGCAUUAAUAAACCAAAUAUCUUGAAGUCUGAACUAAUGAACACGUACGCUGCGUAGUUGACUAUAAAGUAUAAACAAUAAGAAGCUCCUUUUGGAAAUCCCCAAAUGUAAAGGGACUUGACCGUAAGUGCGUAUUUGUAGAGAGAGAAAAGAGAGAGAAAAUCAGAUCUGGUUUUGGGUCCGGCGUACGGCCGGCGCGUGAGCGUUCGUGCCGUCGCCGGAGCCCAUUUUCUGUUGGUUAGAAACGUUCCCCGGCUUCUUCUUCACCUCCUCUCUCUGUUCGUUUUGUCGGAGCUCUGUCCAGUCUCCAUCCGGAGUUGUCAACUCGGGGAGUGAACAGACACAUGCGGUGGCGCAGUGGCUGGAGUAACGACGCGACCGGGUGAAGGGUGAGGUGGGGUGAUGUCGGUUUGUCAGAUUAGGGUUUUUCGGGAGGUGGAUGUUUCUACAGAUCCAUCGCCGCCGGUCUAGUUUCUGGGAGGCGGAGGCUUCGUUAGCUCCGCUUUCGCCGGCUUCAGUUUCCGGGAGGCGGAGGCUUCGUUAGCUCCGCUUUCGCCGGCUUCAGUUUCCGGGGGGUAAAGGCGUUCUUUGCCUUGUGCCGCCGGCGUUUAGUCCCUACGUUUGUUAGGGUUUUUUUUUUAUCUUUGGUUUUUGCGGUUUCGGUUUGGUCUAGUUGGAGGAGUUCUCGUCGGAAGACGAUCGAAGCUAUCCGAUGUUGAAGGGUUGGUUGUGCCGGCGAAGCUUUCUUCCCAGUUCCGGUGACGAAAGGAGACGAAAGGAGGCGGAUGAGAUCUUGGGUUACCGAUUGACUCUCUCCACUAAUGGGAACUUGCGGUUGGAAGCGUUUGCGGCGAAAAGGUUGUGAAGUCAGUGAGUGACGGUUUAUCCGGUGGAUCGUUGGGUUGAUCACCGGUGAUGGCUGGAAGCGGGGGGACGCCGUGAGCGAACGGAGGCGCCGCUUUUAGUUUUUCUCUAGGGUUUCGUUUGGUGGGCCUUGGGCCUUUUUGUAAUGCUGGACUUGGCUCAUAAAAUAUUAAAAUUAACUAUUGACGGAAAAAAAAAAAAAAAAAAAGGGACUUGACCCAAAUUGGUUGACUCUACAUUUUACACCUUUCCACACCGAACAGGUUUUGGUCCUCUCUUGUUGUCUUUAUCACAUUCAUUUAUGGUUGCUUUCUUUGACCGUCAUAAAUUAUACUCAUAUUUAUUUUACUAACACAGUAGUGUUAUUAAUUGGCUGGACAACUGAGAUCAAUUAAAGAAUGUAUUUUCACUUAUUAGAUUGGCUUUGCACUAUCGUAAUCGUAAAUUCGCAAUCAUAUAGUAUUAUUUAAAGUUUUAAUAUGCAGCAACAUGCUUAGUGUCCCACAUCGCGUUUUCUCACCAAACUCGAAUGUUAUAGAAUUGAUUUUGACUAGUGUGGAAUUCUGUAACCAAAAGAACGAGAAAAUUAGUCCCACGAGGCUACGACGAGGACAGGAACUUCCUUAAUUACACGGUUUCGUUUACUAGUUACAACGUCAUGAUCUAAUGGUUUCACGAUAUUAUAUGAAACAAAAAUGGUGUUGUUAUAUACAUCUGUAUAGAGCACUAUUUUGUAUCAUGUCGCUAGUAAGAUACCAGCUCAGUAGCUCACACGAGAAGAGUUCAACAUGAUUAUUUUAUUUCACGAUUAUGUCUACAUGUGUAUUCUUAACACAGUAUUAAGAUAAGUUACAAGAAAAAAUUACAUUGUUGAACUCAUGGGGAUCAUAAAAAAAAGAUGUUUACCGAUAGACCACAACAAUUAGUAUAAUAUUAGGCCUAUAGCUAAGAUUUUGUAGAUUUGAUAUGGGUCAUAUGACCCCCUUAACUAUAGAAUGGUUCCACCACUCGCAAAAACUACCGUCAAACGUGGAUUUUAUAGGACGGCUCAAAUGAUACAUUUAAGCGUGAAUUUUCGUAAGAUAGGUAAAAUGCACACAAAUAUUUAUAACCACGUAAUGAUUGUCUAAUAACAGGUAUCUUUGGGUUGAUAAAAGCACUUCACUAUAUUGUAUUGUGUGGAUACACGAAUAUAAAAUUAAGGCCAUUGUUUACGGCUCAUUUAAAUAUUCAAAUAAAUGGUCCAUUUGUAUUUUAUUGGGAAUUAGUUGAGCAUUUUCAUAAGUCCACAGUGCCUAGGUUAAAAAAUAAAAUAUACUGAUUAGCAUAAACAGAAGUAGAACAGUACGUUGACUGAAAAAAAAAAAAACUAGUGGAUAGUUAUCAUGAUCGGGACAUAAAAUUCUGAAAUGCACAUAAACUGGAAAGACGAAAACAUUGUAUAACCAAGAACGAGGACAUAUUCAAAGAUGCCACGAUUCAUACGUAACGCCGUGCGUAUAUCACAUUGAAUUGUAAGUUAGUAUGUAAUAUAUAGAGAAUGUAUACUUCUAACUAUAUGUGUUCCAAAAAAAAAAAAAGUAUACUUCUAACUAUGUCAACAAAAAUAUAUAAACCCUUUUCUCAAAAUAAUGUAUAUAGGUUGUAAGAUUAUACAAUAAUUUGACGACGUAUGCAAAGAUGAUCCACACAUGUUACACGCCGUACGUAUAUAACACACUCAAAUGUUGGUUCAGUUAUGUUAUACAAUAAUAUAUGUAUACUUCUAGUAGUGUUAUAAAAAUGUAGAAGAUAAGUCGUGAGUACGAUUAUCUAACCGAUACGCGGACGUAUUCAAAGAUGUCCCACACGCUAGUAUAUGUUUUAUAAAUCAGAGGAAAAUGUUAAAACUUUGAAUAAAGACUCAGAAAAAUCUUCACUGCGUAUCCUAAAGGUUCAGUCACAAACUUUUCUGAAGAAAAUCUAAUAAUUACGUCAUAUUUAUUUAUCAGUUAAUAUAUAAUAACCUUAUAUAUAUGUAGAAGAUAUAUGGACAAAGAAGAGACAUUAACAGAAACAGAGUUCUUCUUUUGUAUUUAAUUGGUCUCUCUUUUUGCCGCCAGAAAAAGAUACAGCGUUCGACAAACAUCUUUACAUCGUAACAGUUUCUUACAGGUAGCUUUCAUGGCUUUAUCUUUUGGGAGCUUACAAAGAGGCAACAGUUUCAAGAAAGAUUCACAAGAGUGCGAAACACCGAGACUUCUGAAAAGCCCAGUAAAAAUGUAUCUGGAGAAGACUUUAUCGUUCAAAGAUUUGGUCGAGAAGGGGAACAAAUACAAAGAUGAAAACUUAGGGGUCAAAACGAGAAAAAGUGUAAACUUGAAGGGUCCUAAACCAGAUAACAUGGUUCUUCUUGAGAGGAGUCUCUCGUUCAUAAGUCUCGUCCAGGUAGAGCACAAGGAAGAAGAAGCAUGCUCGUCUUCAAACCGUAGGAGCAGGGACAAAAUGGGAAUCUCAGGGAGUUUAACGGCGUUAAGUUUACCACAACCUCCCCCGUUUUGGUCUCCGAGACCAUCAACGGAGCUUGAUGCUGCCGCUGUUACGUUACAAAAGGUUUACAAGAGUUACCGAACGCGUCGAAAUCUCGCUGACUGUGCAGUAGUUGUUGAAGAACUAUGGUGGAAAGAAUUGAAAUUGGCAGCGUCAGAACCGAACCGAACCAAUCAAACGGCUGUGUCCAGGUGGGCAAGAGCUGGAACAAAAGCAGCAAAGGUAGGGAAAGGCUUGCUGAAAGAUGAUAAAGCGCAGAAGCUAGCUUUGCGACAUUGGUUAGAAGCUAUUGAUCCACGUCAUCGGUAUGGACAUAACUUACACUUAUACUACGAUGUUUGGUCAGUAAGCGAGAGUAGUCAGCCAUUUUUCUUCUGGUUAGACAUUGGAGAGGGCAGGCAAGUGAACCUCACCAAAUGUCCAAGAACGCUUCUUCAACGACAAUGCAUCACUUACCUUGGUCCGAAAGAGAGACCAGCAUACGAAGUUGUAGUGGAAGGAGGGAAACUAGUCAACCGACAAAACAAAAAACUCGUUGAGACCAUCGAAGGAACAAAGUGGAUCUUCGUGUUAAGCACGACAAGAAAACUAUACAUUGGUCAGAAGGAAAAAGGUCGGUUUCACCAUUCGAGUUUUCUCUCCGGUGCUGCCAUUACUGCUGCCGGUAGAAUUGUUUCACACGGCGGAGUUGUAGAAGCUGUGUGGUCAUACAGUGGUCAUUAUCGCCCGACGGAAGAGAAUUUUCAAGAAUUUAUCGGGUUCUUAAAAGAAAACAAUGUGGAUCUUACCAACGUUAAGUUGAAUCCGAUUGACGAUGAUAAGUGUAUUGUCUCUAAUGAGGGAAGCAUUAAACCGCUGAAAUCCGAAGGUACAGAUGAAACCACGGUUAUUCCGGUUGAACCGCCGGUAGAGGAUUCCGGAGAACAAAAACGUUUUAUGUGCAAGUGGAGUACCGGAAAUGGACCUAGGAUCGGGUGUGUGCGGGACUACCCUAUGGAUUUGCAGAUCCGAGCGCUUGAACAAGUCAACCUUUCUCCUCGUGUGGUCAACGGAAAGAUGGGAUUAUUUGGUCCAAUACCUUCGCCAAGGCCUAGUCCAAAGAUUCGCGUCUCUCCUAGACUAUUUUGCAUGGGUCUUCCAAGUCCGAGAAACUAAUUUAUCGUUUUUUUUCCUGAUCUGAUCAUACAUGUUCUUUUUGUCACCUCUGAUCUUGGGUGAUUCUUUAACAGGGGUACAACUUGUACACAUUUCAAAUAAUUCAUAAUUUUUAAGGUUGUAAUAACCUUUAUUUACUUUGUAACACCGCUUCAAUAUCAUUAUUUUAUUUAUAGAUUUUGUUAUAAACCAUGAUCGACCAU